AUGUCUAUUCUCGAUACCACAAAAGACCUCUCGGCCCUGUUCACCAAGCAGGUUUAUGCGACUCCCGAUGCCCCCGCACUAGAAGAUGACUCCACCACAUACACCUAUGCCGAACUAGACAAGGAAGUGGAUGCUCUGGCUCAGCGCCUGCGAAGCUAUGGAGUCGGACGAGAUAGUCUGGUUGGCGUGCUUCUCCCUCGGAGCGCCCAUUAUGUGAUCGCCUGCCUGGCCGCUCUCCGUGCAGGAGGUGCAUUCCUUGUUCUCGAGCUGGCUUACCCUCCUGAUCUCCUGGCAGACGUCCUUGAAGACGCGAAGCCAGUGGUUGUGGUGACUCACCGUGCCGAGGCAAAAAAAGUCAAAGCCGAUGUGCCACUGAUCGCUCUCGACGAGCCCACAACAGAUGCCAAUGGACACACCAAGGAACCGUCGACUUCUCUGCCAGCUGAGGAUGAUCUGGAUCGACUGGCCUUUGUCUCGUAUUCCUCGGGCACUACGGGCAAACCCAAGGGAAUUGCCAAUCCACAUCGAGCGCCUGUGCUUUCGUAUAAUCUCCGAUUCGGCGUGCAGGAUCUGCAGCCUGGCGAUCGGGUGGCCUGCAAUGUGUUCUUCAUCUGGGAGAUUCUGCGCCCAUUGUUGCGUGGUGCCACUGUCGUGGCGGUUCCGGACGACGUGAGCUACGAUCCCGCAGCGCUGGUUGAUCUCCUGGCAGCCAAUCGCAUCACCGAGACUCUCAUGACGCCAACGUUGCUGGCCACCGUGCUCGCGCGUCACCCCCAUCUCGGUGCUCGGUUGCCAAAUCUACGCACGCUGUGGUUGAACGGCGAGGUGGUCACGACUGACCUCGCUAAACGGGCCAUCAAGGCCCUCCCAUCCACCCGGCUGCUGAAUUGCUACAGCGCAUGUGAAACACAUGAGAUUGCCUGCGGCGAUAUUCGGGAAAUGCUCGACGACAACACCCCAUAUUGUCCGGUGGGACCCCCUCUGGAUCCGAAGCACACCUAUAUUCUGGGUGAAGAUGGCAAGACGGUUCCCGACGGCGAGAGCGGAGAACUCUUUGUAGGAGGGCCCCUUCUUGCCCGGGGAUACCUCAAUCUCCCCGAUACUACCGCCAAAGCCUUCACCGCCGAUCCGUUCGACUCCACACCCGGUGCGAGCAUGUACCGCACCGGCGACCGCGCUCGCAUUCUGCCUUCCGGGCUGCUGGAAAUCACCGGUCGCGUGGGUGCGAUGAUCAAGCUCCGUGGCUAUUCGGUGGUUCCUGGUAAGGUUGAAAACGAGAUCGUCAAUCACUUGGCAGUCAGCCAUUGUGCCGUGAUCGCGCACGGCGAAGGAUUGGAUCGCCAGCUGGUGGCGUACAUUGUCCGAGACCAGGACAGCACCGAUCGUCCGGUCGUCGAGAUCAACCCGUCCGGUCACAGCCCGGAGGCAAGGCAAACUUUGGCGCCGUACCUGGCUCAUUACAUGAUCCCCGCCCUGUGGGUGGAAAUGGACGAACUGCCGACCCACGAGGUGUCUGGCAAGGUUGACCUGAAACGACUGCCCCCUCCGCCCUCUCCCACCCCAGUGAAUGGCAAUGGGGCCAAGGAGAAGGAUCCCAUUGGUAUUGACCAAGUAGCAGCCAUCUGGGCUACGACACUGCGAACUCCCAAGGCGUUGCUGAAGCCAACCGACAAUUUCUUCGACCUMGGCGGUCACUCACUUUCCCUGGCCGAACUCGCGUCGAAAUUCUCGCGAGAGUUCGGUUUCCGCGUUCCCAUUACGCGUUUGGCCGAGAACUCUACGCUGGCUGGUCACCUGGAAACCGUGCGUGCCAUCCGAGACGGUCACACCGCUGCCGUGCAGGCCGAUCUGCCGGCUGUGCUGCGUGCAGACGCAACGUUGGAUGAGGACAUCCGACCUUCUCCUGAUGUGAAGAUCCGAUCCGUGACGGAUGCACAAACGGUGCUGUUGACUGGUGUGACUGGAUUCCUGGGUGCUUUCCUCCUCCACGAUUUGCUUGAAAGCACAUCCGCGCACAUAAUCUGCUUGGUUCGUUUUAACGAACCCGCCAACGAUGAUCAGCCUGGUGGUGUGGCUCGUAUCCGUCGUAAUCUGCUCGAUCUGGGUCUUUGGCGCGACUCGAUCAUGGAACGCGUCGAGAUCCUACCUGGUAACCUGUCCCGGUCGCGCUUUGGUCUGUCUCCUGAGGCGUUUGAUGAGCUCGCCGCUCGAGUGGCUGUCAUCAUCCAUGCCGCUGCUACCGUCAACCUGGUGUACCCCUACGCAGCUCUACGUGGUCCCAAUGUGGGAGGAACCAGAGAGAUUCUGCGUCUGGCCAGCAAGGGCGGCGCAACAGUACAGUAUGUUUCCACCAACGGAGUUUUGCCGCCGUCUGGCGAAAAGGGAUGGCCUGAGGACGCCAUGCUACCCGUUGAAGACGUCCCGACCAAGCUGCUGGACGGAUACGGACAGACCAAGUGGGUGGCCGAGCAGCUGGUCCUGGAGGCCGGUCGCCGCGGACUGCCCGUUAAGAUUCACCGUGCGGGCACGAUCAGCGGUCAUAGCAUCACGGGAGCAGCCAAUGCCUGGGAUCUGUUGUCGGCAUUGAUCGUCGAAUCGAUCAAGCUCGGCUACGCGCCCGACGUCGACGGCUGGAGGGCCGAAAUGACUCCGGUGGACUUUGUCAGCAAGGCGAUUGUCCACCUGGCCACGCAGACGCGGGCCGAUCAGACAAUUUUCCACCUGGGUGACCCGGAUCCGGUAGACACAAGACAGGUGUUUGACGCCCUGUCGGAGUUGGGAUACCCGACCAAGCGACUGGGAUGGGACGAGUGGGUGGCGCUUUGGACCGAGAAACAAGGAUCGGUCAAGGGAGGCGACGGCGCCUUUACGGUUGACAUUCUGCGAAGUGGUAUGCCCACGGUGGAAUUCCUGAGGGGAAUCGUCGUGCUCGACAACGCGGCCACCAGGCCGUUCCGAGCUGUGGUAGAACGGCCCAAGGUGGAUCGCGCUCUGUUGGAGACCUACACUCGCCACUGGUUCGCUCGUGGAUGGCUUCCCAAGGCGCCUGCCCGGUCGAGCAAGCCUAUUGCCGCUAUUCGUGGGCCUUUGAACGGCCGUGUGGCCGUCAUCACCGGCGCGUCAUCCGGUAUCGGUGCCGCCGUGGCAACCGCCCUCGUGCGCGAAGGGUGCCAUGUUGCACUGGCGGCUCGCCGCAUGGACGCGCUCGAGUCUCUCCAGCGGCGGCUGUCCGGCCAAGGCAGCAAGAUCCUCAUCCAGCGCACCGACGUCACCGACCGUGCGCAGGUGGAAGCACUGGUGCAGGCCGCCAGCGAGCAGCUGGGUCCGGUCGAUAUCCUGGUCUCCUGCGCCGGUGUCAUGUAUUACACGAUGAUGGCUAACGUCAAGACGGAUGAAUGGGAGCGCACGGUGGACGUGAACUGCAAGGGUCUCCUGCACUGCCUCUCAUCCACGGUGCCCGGCAUGCUGACCCGCGGCAGCGGCCACAUCGUCGCCAUCUCGUCCGACGCCGGACGCAAAGUCUUCCCCGGCCUGGGCGUAUACUCGGCCAGCAAGUUCUUCGUGGAGGCGACGCUGCAGUCGCUACGGCUGGAGACGGCGGGAAUGGGGCUGCGCGUGACAGCCAUCCAGCCAGGGAACACGGCCACCGAUCUGCUUGGGAUGUCGACGGACGCGGAGGCGAUCAAAAAGUACGGCGAGCCGUCGGGGGCGAAGAUUCUGGACCCGGAGGAUGUGGCCAAGUCGAUUGUGUAUGCGCUGCGACAGCCGGCGCAUGUGGCGGUGAAUGAGGUCCUGAUUGAACCAAGAGAUGAACCUAUCUAG
Molecule: messenger RNA, 3822 nt
Organism: Aspergillus viridinutans
Lineage: Eukaryota; Fungi; Ascomycota; Eurotiomycetes; Eurotiales; Aspergillaceae
Product: non-ribosomal peptide synthetase
Exons: 1
Coding region: 1-3822 (1273 amino acids)
Molecular function (GO): phosphopantetheine binding
Source: RefSeq, a predicted model, not a curated record